Molecule: messenger RNA, 3008 nt
Organism: Cyprinodon tularosa
Lineage: Eukaryota; Metazoa; Chordata; Actinopteri; Cyprinodontiformes; Cyprinodontidae
Gene: cdk11b
Product: cyclin-dependent kinase 11B
Exons: 21
Coding region: 59-2575 (838 amino acids)
Biological process (GO): protein phosphorylation; regulation of mitotic cell cycle
Cellular component (GO): nucleus
Molecular function (GO): cyclin-dependent protein serine/threonine kinase activity; ATP binding
Source: RefSeq, a predicted model, not a curated record
CUUUACAUUUCUGACGCGCUCAAACUUCCGCUGCGCAUUUUCAGGUGGAGGCGAGUGGAUGCUGAUGGGGGACAAAAAGGAGACCUGGAAAGUUAAAACUCUUGACGAAAUCUUACAGGAAAAAAAGCGCAGAAGAGAAUUAGAAGAGAAAACCGAUCUUAAGCGGCAGAAAAAUUUCUCCCACGGCGUUGUUCCACAGGCGAAUGAUCGGGAACCGAAACAAGACACUCCGGAGGAAGGAGAACUACGAGAUCAAAGAAUGGAAAUAACAAUUCGUAAUUCCCCGUACGUACGGGAGGACUCAACAGAGGACAGAGGAGAUGAAGAUGAAUCUUUAGCAAUCAAGCCCCCACAGCAGGUAGCGAGGAAGGAAAAAUCCCACCACCGAAAGGAGGAGAAGAGAAAGGAUAAAAGACGUCAACGCAGCCACUCUGCUGAAGGAGCAGGGGGAAAACACGUACGAGCCAAAGACAAAGAAAAAGAGCGAGAUAGCGACCGCAGGAAGCGCCAAUGGGAAGAAGAUAAAGCCCGAAGAGACUGGGAGAGGCAGAAACGAAGGGAACAAGCCAGAGCUCAUUCUCGCAGAGAGAGAAGAAUACUACAAGAACACUCUCCUCCUCCAGCUGUUCCUAGGUCACUAGCGCCUACGGCUAAGGACCGUCUGGAACAGCAGGAGCGCCAGCGGGAGCGAGACCGAAAGAUUCGAGAACAGAAGGAUCAGCGGGAAUUCAAAGACAGAGAGAGAAGGGUGGACGAUCGACACAAAGAAAGAGCGACUCGUCGAGAAAUGCCAUCUCACCAUCGCAUGCUGCCUGAUGAGUACGAUGACAAGAUCAAACCAGCUCACCACAGUCGCAGUCCAAACCGCGGCUCCCGGGACAGGUCCGAGCACAGUGAGCCGCGGAGGCUUCCACGUGAGUUUGCAACAAAAGACGAGAGGCCCGAUAUUCAAGACUUGCUUUCAGACCUCCAAGACAUUAGUGAUGCUGAAAGGAAGACGAGCACAGCAGAAUCCUCCAUGGCAUCAGGGUCGGGAUCUGAAGAGGAGGAGGAAGAUGAUGAGGAAGAAGGCCAAGAUGAGUCCAGCAGCCAGAGUGAGGGUGAGGAGGAGGAAGGGGAGGAAGAGGAGGAGUCUGCCUCGGCCUCGGGGCGGUCUGAGCAGAGUGCUGAGGAUAUAAGCGAGGAAGAGCAGUCAGAGGAAGAAUUUGAAGAAGAGCGGGGAAAUGGAAAGCACAUACCUGCAGUUCCAGAAUCACGAUUCGACCACGAUUCUGAGGAAAGUGGAGAGGAGGAAGAGGAGGAGGAGGAAGAUGAAGAAGAGGAAGAGGAGGAAGAAGGCAAAGAGGGCAUAGCCACCCCUCAGUCCCAAACUCAUUCCCACUCCGCUACGCCCGAGGAGAACUACAUCCCAGAUUCCCCUCCAGUUUCACCGGUGGAGCUGAAGAAGGAGCUGCCCAAAUACCUGCCGGCUCUGCAGGGUUGCCGGAGUGUCGAAGAGUUUCAGUGUCUGAACCGAAUAGAGGAGGGAACCUAUGGAGUGGUUUACCGAGCAAAGGACAAGAAGACCGAUGAGAUUGUUGCCCUGAAGAGACUGAAGAUGGAGAAGGAGAAGGAAGGCUUUCCCAUCACAUCUUUAAGAGAGAUUAACACAAUCCUCAAAGCUCAGCAUCCAAAUAUCGUCACAGUCAGGGAAAUAGUAGUUGGAAGCAAUAUGGAUAAGAUCUACAUUGUGAUGAACUAUGUAGAGCAUGACCUGAAGAGUCUAAUGGAAACCAUGAAGCAGCCCUUCUUGCCUGGUGAAAUAAAGACACUUAUGCUUCAGCUGCUUCGGGGAGUCCGACAUCUCCACGACAACUGGAUCCUCCAUCGGGAUCUUAAGACGUCUAACUUGCUGCUGAGCCAUAAGGGAAUCCUCAAGAUCGGGGACUUUGGUUUGGCGCGGGAGUACGGUUCUCCCCUCAAGCAGUACACUCCUGUUGUCGUGACCCUGUGGUACCGAUCUCCAGAGCUGCUGCUUGGAGCCAAGGAGUACUCUACAGCUGUGGACAUGUGGUCAGUGGGCUGCAUAUUUGGCGAGCUCCUCACCCAGAAACCUCUUUUCCCUGGAAAGUCUGAAAUCGACCAAAUUAACAAGAUUUACAAGGAUUUGGGGUCGCCCAGUGAGAAGAUCUGGCCAGGCUACAGUGAAUUGCCUGCUGUGAAGAAGAUGAGCUUCACAGAGUACCCCUACAAUAACCUGCGAAAGCGCUUUGGAGCCCUGCUGUCCGACCAAGGCUUCGACCUCAUGAACAAAUUCCUUACCUACUGCCCCGGUAAAAGGAUCUCAGCUGAUGAGGCUUUGAAGCACGAGUACUUCAGGGAGACGCCCCUCCCCAUCGACCCCUCAAUGUUCCCCACCUGGCCGGCCAAAAGCGAGCAGCAGAGGGUGAAGAGAGGCACCAGCCCUCGUCCACCCGAGGGAGGCCUGGGCUACAGUCAACUGGGUGAUGAUGACCUGAAAGAAACCGGUUUCCACCUGACAACCAGCAACCUGGGAGCCUCAGCUGUCGGCCCCGGAUUCAGCCUCAAGUUCUGAUCCGGAACCUGCAGGACUUUUUUUUUUUUUUUUUUUUUAUCUGCCUCACUGAGAGGAUCAAAGCAAAGAGUUCUGGGACUUGUUUGUUUGAAGCCGGACGGUUUGCUAUAAUGGGUCAGAUCAGUAUCUGCCAAACAACUGUUAUCAGAUACUCUGGACUGUCUUUUACAGCGUGACUCAUUUUAUUUGGAAAUCUCUUUAUUCUUCUGCGAAUUUACAGUUUCCAAAGUGACUGUUUACCCUCUUGAACAGGAAUCAACCAUUAGAAGUUUCAGUUCUUGUAUUUGGUUGUUUUUUUUCUGGCCUCCUGAACUACUGUAGAUUGAAACGGAUGCUGUAGGAACCUUCCAGCAUUAUGUCAGAUUUAAUGACCAAUCUCUGACGUGACGUUUGCCCGACAAUGUUUUUAUAAGAAAUAAAGAUUGAAAGUUUG